AUGCUCCAGUGCCUGCCUUCGGAAGGAGAGGAAGAGACAGACUCAGAAGAGAGGAGGGACAGUUCCAUAGAAGAUUCGAAAGAAAUCGUCACCCUGGCUUUUGUGAGAGAGAACACUGGGGAGCAAAAGGGACUUCAGAAUGCCUCACAGCAAGGCAAGAAGAAGAGGAAGAAAAAGAGAUUGGUGAUCAAUCUGUCCAGCUGCCGAUAUGAGAGUGUGCGUAGGGCCGCCCAACAGUAUGGCCUUCGAGAGGGAGGGGAAGGCGACGACUGGACCCUCUACUGGACUGACUACUCAGUGUCACUGGAGCGGGUGAUGGAAAUGAAAAGUUACCAGAAAAUCAAUCACUUCCCAGGGAUGGCCGAAAUCUGCCGCAAGGACUUGCUGGCCAGGAAUAUGAGCCGCAUGUUCAAGAUGUUCCCUAAAGAUUUCCACUUUUUCCCAAGGACCUGGUGUCUGCCUGCUGACUGGGGAGAUUUGCAGAACUACGGCAGGUCAAGAAAAAAUAAGACAUACAUCUGUAAGCCGGAUUCGGGCUGCCAAGGGAGAGGUAUAUUCAUCACCAAGACAGUGAAAGAAAUCAAACCAGGGGAGGAUAUGAUCUGUCAACUCUAUAUUUCAAAGGUACUUCCUCAUCGUGAUGAUUUAUUUAUCAUCCACAGCAGCCUCAGGCUGUAGCUCCCCCGGACCGAUUGUGAAAUGAGGGGAGGCAGGCUGGGUGCCGGGAAAGCCUGGUCCUGUCUUCUGCCUUGGACUUUGCUGGGCCAAGCCUUUUGAGCAGAGAUGGGACACAUGUAUGGGCCCUUGGCCUUGCCCCCUUGUCAGCUGGGCUGGCCCUGCCAGGCUGGCCCCUGGUCUCUGACAGAUGGCAGUUGGGAGAGCACCUUUGGCCUGUGGAGGCCCCACCUCAUUUGGGAGAGGGGAGUAGCCCUGGAGAGUUGAUGGCAGCCGGCUUUACUUUACUCCAGGGCUGGAGGGAACCCUCUAGAAGGUUCCCUCCAUGGAAGGGAGGCCUG
Molecule: messenger RNA, 1016 nt
Organism: Phacochoerus africanus (Common warthog)
Lineage: Eukaryota; Metazoa; Chordata; Mammalia; Artiodactyla; Suidae
Product: tubulin polyglutamylase TTLL6-like
Exons: 5
Coding region: 1-678 (225 amino acids)
Biological process (GO): protein polyglutamylation; microtubule cytoskeleton organization
Cellular component (GO): cilium
Molecular function (GO): tubulin binding; tubulin-glutamic acid ligase activity
Source: RefSeq, a predicted model, not a curated record